Molecule: messenger RNA, 3102 nt
Organism: Blumeria graminis f. sp. triticale
Lineage: Eukaryota; Fungi; Ascomycota; Leotiomycetes; Helotiales; Erysiphaceae
Source: the annotation of a GenBank genome assembly
AUGUCCGGUCGUGGCGGUGGAGGCCGAGGGGGUGGUGAUCGUGGUGGCUACCGCGGAGACCGUGGUGGAGGCGGAUAUCGUGGAGACCGUGGUGGUGGUGAUCGUGGAGGCUAUCGCGGAGACCGUGGAGGAGGAGGAGGAUACCGUGGAGACCGUGGUGGUGGAGACCGCGGAGGUUAUCGCGGAGAUCGUGGUGGUGGUGGUGGUGGAUAUCGGGGAGACCGCGGUGGUGGCGGAGGUAGAGGCAGAGGAGGUGGUCCUUCACCCGAAAGCCUCGCUGUAUUCAGUGAUUCCAAUGUAUCACCCGUCGAUCAAGCUGUAACGACAAUCGAAGAAAACUUUGCUGCCAAAUGCGGUGUCACUCAACCCAUGACGAAUUUAUCAACUACAGAUAGUACUAUGCCAUUACGCCCAGGAUAUGGAACUCUAGGAAGAAGAACUGAAGUCUUUGCGAACUACUUCAAAGUCAAUGCCCCAAAAGAUCUCACGCUCACUCGCUACAACAUCGAAGUGUCAGCCAAGCUUGAUGGAAGAAAGCUAAAGCGAAUAUUCCAAAUUAUUUUGCAACGACCUGAAUUUGCCGGAGUCGCGACUGAAUGGAAAUCUAUGAUCAUUGCUAAAAAGUCGUUAGGGUUUCCUGAUGGACAUGAGUUUGAAAUCUCCUAUUCUGAAGAAGGCCAUGACGAGCCUCUUGAAAAUGCCAAAAAAUACAUCAUUCGAGUUGUGUCCCCGUUAUCGUUCUCAGUCUCAGACUUCAUCAAUCACCUCUCCUCUAUCAACGUAAACUCCGCUUUCGUCCAUAGCUUGGAGACUAUCCAAAUCUUGAAUGCCGUUUUUGGACACUUUCCUCAAUCUCAUGAUGGUGUUGUCUCAGUUGGUCAAAACCGACAUUUUGCCAGCAAGCCGGACGGUAUCGGAUUUCACAGCUGGGACCUUGAUGGAGGCCUAGUGUCGCUGCGUGGAUACUUCCAGAGUGUCCGUCCAGCCACUGGUGGUCUGAUUUUAAAUGUAAAUGCCGUUCAUGGCGUAUUCUUUGAGCCACUUCGUUUGGACUACCUCUUUGCUAAACUAGGCCCGAACAACAAAAAAGGCCUCGCAGACAAGUUGAGGGGUACCCGAAUCGGUCAACUUCAUCUGCCAGCCAAGAAAAGCAAGACUGGGAAAGAAAUUCCAAAUAUGAAAUCAAUUUGGGGUUUAGCUGUCCCUGGAGAUGGUAAAGGUACCAAGGAUGAACAUCCGCCACAAGUUAAGACAUAUGGCGCUGGACCCAAAGAUGUUAAAUUCUGGCUGAGUGAUCGCGUUCCUCCUGGGGAUAGUAAGCCUGCACCUAAAGGCGGAAAUACAUUGCCCGCCAACACUUACAUUUCUAUAUUUGACUAUUUUAAGAGCAAAUAUCCUCAGGUUUCACUUAAUCCUAACAACCCUGUUCUCAAUGUUGGAUCUUCAAUGAGGCCGAAUUAUCUACCCGCUGAAGCUUGCCAGAUGCUUCCAGGGCAGCCGGUAAAGCGUAGAUUGAAUGCAAAUCAGACUCAAGAAAUGAUCAAAUUUGCCUGUCGGACUCCAUCACAAAACGCGACCUCAGUUGUCCAAGAUGGAAAAAAUGUUUUGAGCUUGAACCAGAACCCUAUACUGUCCAACUUUGAAAUGUCAGUCAGUAAGAGUUUGAUGACUGUGGUCGCUCGAAUUCUAAACCCUCCUGCUGUCAAGUAUAGUGGCGCUGGUAGCCUCACACCCAGAAACGGCAGUUGGAAUAUGAUUAAUGUUAAGUUUCAUACUGGCACCAGCCUUGGCCCUUGGACUUGCAUCAUGUUUCCCGUACAGGGUAGACGAGAUAUCGAUGUGUCUAAUAUGCGCUCACACGUGCAGGCAUUCCAGGCACAGCUCGCUGCUGCGGGAAUCAACGCAAACGAGUUCAUGGCUCCGGAUCCUGCGACAGCCGAACUUAUCAAUGGAGAUAGAGAGAAAAACGAUCAGCGCAUCAAGGCAGUCUUCCGUCAAAUCCACGAUAGAAACCCCAGGCCUAGAUUCGUGCUCUGCAUAUUACCGAAAAACGAUCCCGCUAUUUACAAUAGUAUCAAGACUGUGGCUGACACUAAGGCCGGUAUUCAUACAGUGUGUUGCGUUUCCUCGAAGUUCACCAAGCAGCAAAGACAGGAGCAAUACUUUGGUAAUGUUGCACUAAAGUUCAAUCUCAAGGCAGGGGGUAUAAAUCACAUUUUGGAGCCAACCAAGCUUGGCAUUGUUAGUGAGGGCAAGACAAUGGUUGUCGGUGUAGACGUGACACAUCCUUCCCCCGGAUCAAGGGAAGGCGCCCCUAGUGUUGCAGGGAUUGUGGCCAGCGUGGACAAGCACUUGGGCCAAUGGCCUUCUCAAUUUAGCAUUCAAGCCAAAUCGAGGACGGAAAUGGUUUCUGACCUGGAAUCGUUGUUUGUCUCUCGUCUAAAUAUGUGGCAAAAAAAGAACCAGAAUCAACUUCCGGAAAACAUCCUAAUCUACCGCGAUGGAGUUUCUGAAGGACAGUAUCGUCUUGUAUUGACGGAAGAACUUCCUCAAAUACGCAACGCAUGCCGCCUGAAAUAUCCUGCAACCGACACCAAACGAGGGCUCCCCAGGAUCACAAUUGUUGUCUGUGGUAAACGCCACCACACUCGAUUCUACCCCAAAAACAGCGGUGACGCUGAUAAAUCAUCGAAUUUGAUGGCUGGAACUGUUGUCGAUCGUGGCGUUACAGAGACUCGAAACUGGGACUUUUACCUACAAGCCCAUGCAUGUCUUCAGGGAACAGCACGUGCCUGUCAUUACUAUGUGAUAAUAGACGAAAUUUUCCGGUCCAACAAGGUUAAGGGUGGUCACAAAAAUCACGCUGAUGCCCUUGAGGAAUUGACAAACAAUAUGAGUCAUCUGUUUGGACGAGCAACAAAAGCCGUCAGUCUUUGUCCUCCUGCUUACUAUGCUGAUUUGCUCUGCACAAGGGUACGCUGCUACUUAUCUGAAGUUUUCGACCCAAGUGAGGCCCAGAGUGUGAUGAGUGGCGGGACCAACCAAACGAUCGAGGACAUUGUUAUUCCGCCGAGUAUGAGGGAUUCCAUGUACUACAUCUAA